Molecule: messenger RNA, 4292 nt
Organism: Pocillopora meandrina
Lineage: Eukaryota; Metazoa; Cnidaria; Anthozoa; Scleractinia; Pocilloporidae
Source: the annotation of a GenBank genome assembly
GGACGGUCUAAGCAACUGUCCACCGGAAUGUAGAAUUUCGUUUACAAUAAAAGCUAAUUAGUUACACUCACGAGUCGCGACAGGAAGUACUUCUUGAUAAAUGAAAAUUUGAGGCUGUUUUGGUGUUGCUCUUUACCUGAUUCGUUGUGGUAGUCGAGUUCUUGGAUGCACAAUGAAGAGCAGCAGAGCGUGAAGGAAUUCGUGUUCUAGCAACACAACAAACAAACAGUUGUUUACAUUUAAGGCCAAACUGAGCGUGGUAAACAGCACGCGCUAUGAACAUGGAUAUGUUAGUCUUAAAACUUGUCAGCAAAGUUCGUCUUGGCUGAGUCUAUACUCGCAGUGUAUUUAAUAGGAUUGACAAUUUCACUUAUCGAUCUGACGAUAAUUUGUCUGCCAAAUGUCUGAAGAAACCACUGAUCAGCCAGCCCUGCAAAGGGAUCAAACAACCCACGAUUUUUUGACGGGAUUGAAGGAAAGAGAGGAACUGAAAGCGAAACUUCACGAAAGGGAGAAAGAAUGUAAUUCGCUAAAGGGAACAGUUUAUGACAUGAGCAAGAAAAUGGAGGAAUUGGAGAAACAAGUGAGCAUAAAUAUCUGAAGAAACCCUCGAUUAACACGAUAAAUAUUUGUUUUUAACGAUUCACAGUAAAGCAAGUGAUAAUUACAGUUGUCUUUGUUUGAUAGGUUUGAAGAAUUCGUCAGUAAUUGUAAGAAUGCAAGAGCAGGUGUUUGACCGAUCAAACAAUUCCUUCCGCGCGCACAACCGUUGAAAUUACGAAUUGUUUACAUUUAAACUACCGCAUAAUUAUGCACAUUUAAACACGCCCUAACUUCUAAAGAUUACUUGAAGAAUUCUUCUCCCUUAAGACGCUGCUUAGCUACAGAUAUAUAACAAAUUUAUUGAUUUCUUUUUUGUUGUUUUUUUUUCUUUAAAGUUGGCUGAAAAGAAUAAGGUAAGUCUUACCCUGAUAUCUUUUUUUAAAAAUUAUUUUCAAAAUAAUCAGAUUUACAUUUUACAGCAAUGUACAUCUAGAAUUAAUUGGAAUUAAGCAGACCCCUCAAUUCUUCAUAGGAUUUUUACAAAUUGAAAGUGAUCUAAGCAAGAGACUACUGUUUUCUGCUAUUGGCUUGCUAUCAUGUAUUUUGAUGAAUUGAAUCAACAGUCAACAGUGAUAUAGUUAAAAUUCUCUGUUCACAAAUUUGUAGGAAACCAAAAAACGCCGUCAAUCAGAGGCAAAAAAACCUAAAAGACCAGCACAAAGAAAAAGAGACAAAGGAACUAAAGGUGCGGAAGAGAAAACACUUGAUGGAAACAAUAAAGAGAAUAUAGACAACCCAUUUGAUGACCCAGAGAAGUUAUACCAGGUAAAACUCUAAACUAAGAAAAACUAUGCUGGGUUCAAAAUCUACUUGAAAAUUAAGAAAUUUGGUCAUUUUUAACAAACUCAAGAGCACAUAUUGCAAUACCGCUGGAAGGCUAAUUGAGACUGGCUGGUAAAUGUUAUUGGAAUAUCACUGCAAGAUGAACUAGACAACCACUGACUUGUUAAACCUUUCCGAGAAGACAAGAACUUAAGGUCAUGAAAAGCUAAGCAAGUAGAUGUUACUGGGGCAUGCCUCUGAAAAAAAUUAAAAACAUGCAACUUGUACAUGUAUCUUGUCAAAAAAUCUGAAUUAGCGCUAAUUGAUUUAAGAGCAAAUAUCUAUUGCAUUUGGCUGAGACCUGUUCCCAUAUCAUUUUGCAUUGCUAAACGCUUAGCUUCAUUGACAAACCAAAACUGCAUGAAUAUCAAGUAAAAAAAUUAUGCAGCCACUUGAUUGGGGAAGCACUCAAAGCUUCCUUCUCAUUGAUUGGUGAGAUUUCCUCUUUCUGGAAUUUUACAAAUGAGGUAGUGAUUUGAAUUAGGUGUCUGCCACAUUGCUUGAAAAUAUCUGUCUCUAAAAUUAAUCUCUUACUUGCAUUUUGCAGGAAAUUGCCAGCAGAUAUCCUGAUGUUCCUCUAAGUACAGUUCUCAUUGCUGAGAAAAAGUUUGUGGAGGCAGAUCUUGACAGGAAUGGGGUUAGGAAAAUUUUUAAAGUUAUGUUGAAUUUUUCAUUCUAUAAGAAUUUAGAGGAGCAAAUCAAUCAAAGGAAAAAAACAUGGGUUUUUUCAAAUAUAUUUUCUUUCCAUUGAUACACAAAUAAGGAUGAAGCCACAGUCAAGGGUUGGGUUGGAAAACACAUAUUAAACAAGAGGGCUUAUAAGUGGGCUUUUAUACUCUUAACUUGAUUUAUCUACAUGAAUACUAAAUGUAGUUAAUAUGUACAUGUUGGAUAAAUUACUUAAUUUUGGUUUGAUUUGUUAUAAUUUUUUCUCAGACCAUAGACAGUGAUGAACUAGAAAAGAUGUUGGAUUUAAUAGCUCAGCAGGGGAACUCUAUGAUGUACACAAAGGCAGAUAUAAGGGAAAAGAUAUUUAAGAAGAUAGAUGUGGACAAUACAAAUUCCAUAGACUUCUUUGAAUGUAUAGGGGUAAGUUGAAAUCUGAUUUCCUUCUCUCUUGACUUGUAAAGGAGAAAGCUAUUUGGUAAAGAAAUGCUGGUUGCUGUUUUAGUUCUGAGUUAAAAGCAGUAUUAAGGGUACAAUCAAGUUAAUUAAGUUAAAUAGGUGCUGCCUCAGUUUAUGAUUGGAGAGGUAUUUUAGGAAAGUGUUCCCCUGAGUUGUAUGGUACAUAACUGAUUCAAACAUAGUAAAAUCGUCAAAUGGGUCUCUUCUCUUUGGAGCGUGUUCCCAAAAGAAAUAAUUGAACUUAAGGUCUUCUCCUGAAAUUCAGUACAGCUCUAGCGGAGCAACAGGACACUAGGUCAGGGGAAAAAAGGAGAAUCAAGCAGUUUUCUCUCUUAUUUUAAGAAUGAUAGGUAAAAGAAAAUUUUAGACCUCAGUAGAACAAUCCUAUUACCUGUUGAAUUUUCAAGAAUUCCAAGGAAUUUUAGGGAGUAGUAAGAGGUACCACAGGUCUUUGUGUUUGGGUCUUGGUUUCUUGGUCUUGGUUUUCAGGUCUUCAUUUUUGGGUCUUAGGUCUUAGGUCUUAGCUUUCGGGGGUCUUCAUUUUUGCUACCAGCAAGAACUUUCAAUAAAACUCUUCUUGUCAUCCUCAGAUUUUAGAGAUGGUACGACUAAACAAAAGCACUGAUCUGCCAACUGCCUUACAACAGAACAAGAGUGCUGUUUGUGCCAUUCAAUAGCAAAAGAGUGAUCAUGUAAAAAAUGGAUGCAAACUGAAGACUUUGAUAAUUUAAGGAUUUUGUCAUUGUUGUUUAGUAAUAUAUUCAAUGAUAAUUUACAGUAGCAAGUAAAAUUUUGGAGAGAAACCUUUAAGAAGAAUGUGUGUUGGUUAAUAGUGGCAAUUGCUGCUUUAGUGCCUUGAGGAGAGUUACAGCUAUACCAUGUAUGUCAGUAAUCUCAAGAUAUUCAUUACAGAAAAUUAAUUCAAAGGUGGCAAGUUCUCAUUAGAAUUACUAAUACUCAACUAAUGACAAUAUUAAAAAAAACAUUUAUUCAGUAUCCUGUGAUAAUGAAAACAUAUAAUUUGUGUAUAAUUUAUUCUCAUCCAGCAUAAUAGCCCCCACAUAUUGGUUGUUUUUUAAUGCUGAUAAUAUUGAUGAAAGUGAUGAUGUUAAUAGUAAUAAUUGUGAUAAUAACAAUUAUGAUAAUGCUGGCAACAUUGAUUAUGAUACUUAUUUUGAUAUGUAGUUAGAAUUCAUGCCUCAUCUUUUGUGGUUUCCAGAGAACUGGAGGCACUGGGGUAAAUUAUGAACCAUGAAUUUAUUGAUAUUUUCAAAUGACAAAUUUUAAAAUCUGUUUGAUAUAUGUCUAUUUGGAGUCUCAACUUAAGUCAAUUAAAAGAGUGUAAAUGGCUGUAAAAAUGUUUCAAAGGAAUCCUGAAGUGGAAGAAAUUUGCCCUCUAAAUAUACUCAGCUAUUUUGUUAAACUUUCAAGAUUUUAGAUUUGAAUUUGAUUGUGGCAAGAUUUCUCAUCAAUAACUAGAUUCAAUGGGGUUUAAAUUGAUAUGCCUUGAAUGUUGCAAGAACUGCGACAUACUUUAGAAUCAGUUAUACAUUCUAUCAAUUAAUAUUAUGAAAUUUGGAUGACUUAAAGAUUAAUUUGACUAUCUUAAGUUAUGGAGUAUAAAUUAUUGUGCCUUCUAUUUAAUUAUGCAACCUCACUCACAAAGGCUGUGAGCUGACCAGACCUAACUGUUUUUACUUCCAACUAUGGAAAAUUUAAGUCAUGUUGACAUGUACCUUGUC